This is a messenger RNA of Fusarium fujikuroi IMI 58289, 333 nucleotides long. RefSeq lists its product as uncharacterized. The transcript is spliced from 2 exons. NCBI's taxonomy places the organism in Eukaryota, Fungi, Ascomycota, Sordariomycetes, Hypocreales, Nectriaceae. The record is from RefSeq and is a predicted model, not a curated record. The coding region runs from base 1 to 333 and encodes 110 amino acids.
AUGGUAAGACUAUGGCUCAAAGAAGGAAACCAAAUCACAGCGACUCAGACGAAGAGAUACCUCUGUGAAGUCUCUCGGACGCUUACUUAUUUGCCCAACAUCGCCAUCGCUGGUCAGGGUAUCGCCAAGGUACUGACAGCUACCAAACUCCCCAUCAAGGCUAGCGAAUCUUCGAGUUGCUCGCCUUUCUCCAUCAACACAGAAGGUUUGAGUGAUGACUUGAAGCUGAUAUCAGGCCAUCGACUUCUGCAGCUUGAACACGCAGGCCCUGACAUGUGCAGGCGAUUUGGCUCACGGCCUGAUGCACGAAUACUGUUUGAACCAGAUGUCUGA